Messenger RNA from Megachile rotundata (alfalfa leafcutting bee), 1476 nucleotides. RefSeq names its product venom protease-like. NCBI's taxonomy places the organism in Eukaryota, Metazoa, Arthropoda, Insecta, Hymenoptera, Megachilidae. Gene Ontology annotation, molecular function: serine-type endopeptidase activity. The record is from RefSeq and is a predicted model, not a curated record. Gene Ontology annotation, biological process: proteolysis.
AGCGGCCAUCGUGAUGAGAAAUUCUCAAUCGGACGCGAGUCGUGCCAGAAGAAGGUUCGCGUGAGUUGUCGUGAACUUAGUGUCUCACAGGAAUCGACUAUUUAUUGAAUAGUCACGUGUAUAAAAAUUUAUUGAAUAAUCAGAAACCCAGCGAUAGGAAAGAUGUUGUUCCCAUGUUUGGUGUUAAUUGCAGUUCUGUAUCCAUCAAUGGUUCCCCAAGUAUCCGCAGAAGGUGAACCAUGUACACGAAACAAACUACAAGGCGUCUGCAUUAACAUACGGUCCUGUCCGUAUUUAAUAUAUGUACUAGAAACUUAUGGCACGGCAGCCAAAGAAUACUUGACGAACGCUGUUUGCUAUUACGCUGACAGGGAUCCAAUUGUUUGUUGCCCUCAAAACAACUCAAGCGAUAGUAAGGAAAUAAGGGACAGUCCGUAUGGGCCAUUGCAACCACCGGAUUGUGGUUUCAGCAAUGUCGCGCAUCACAGAGUUGUUGGUGGUGUGCCUGCUGAGCCUGGUGCAUGGCCUUGGAUAGCAGCCUUGGGCUACGAGAAUAAAAGCAUUUCAUCGCAAACAAUAUGGAUGUGCGGAGGAUCCUUGAUAUCCUCCAGACACGUUUUGACUGCCGCUCACUGUAUUACCGAUGAUUUGUACACCGUCCGCAUUGGGGACUUAGAUUUAUUCAGCGAUAACGACGGUGUUCAACCUGUUCAAUUGGGAAUUGACAAAGUAACAGUUCAUACAGCUAACGAUAUAGCUGUUAUCAGGUUGAGCGAUGAUGUGCAAUUUUCCGAUUACGUUCGCCCGAUUUGUCUCCCAGUAGGGCCUUCCCUUCAGAAUAAUGAUUUCGUACGAGCCUUUCCAUUCGUUGCUGGAUGGGGAUCACUUGAAUCAGGGAGCCGUAUUAUUAGCCCGAUUCUUAUGGAGGCACAGGUACCGGUAGUUAAUAAUGCGGCUUGUAAUAAUGCAUAUUCUCGAUUCCAAGCUGCUGUCAUCGAUGAUCGAGUAUUGUGUGCUGGAUAUGCUCGUGGUGGAAAGGAUGCUUGCCAGGGUGAUAGCGGAGGACCUUUGAUGUUGCCGCAGCGCCAGCAUUUUUUCCAAAUUGGAGUGGUUUCGUACGGACAUGGGUGCGGUCUGCCUGGAUCUCCUGGUGUUUAUAUUAGAGUCACCAAAUUCCUGGAUUUCAUUAUCUCUGCGAUGCAGUAAUCGAAAAGUAUUCAAGAAGCUUAAGGUUUCACCCACUCUGAAUAAAAAUCUUGGACUAUAAAUAAUCUUUGUAAAUGCUGUUAGUUGCACAUCGAUUAGCGUCUUUUGUUAAACGAACGAUUUUGCACUGAAAGUGUUUCUGAAACGCGAAGGACUUUGUUAAUCAAUCUUGAUUAAAAUAUAAUUUAAACUAUUUUUCAGAUUUAUUUAUAAUUUCGUGCCGUAUGGAGAGAUCGUUUUUUUAUUGUUAAUUUAUUUUCUGCAUUUUUU